GACGUCUGGGAACUAUUCUUUAGCUGAAAUAUUAUAGUUAUCAUGUGAAGUGUCUUGGGGUAAGAGGGUAAUUAACCACAUACCCCUCAUUAACCCUUUGUUAACUUGUCAUUUGAAACAGGCUUGUGUAAAUACCUAUUUCUAGAGGGACAGUAAGCCUAGGCUAGAAAAAGCACUGUUGAAUAUUUACCUUACUGAGUAGAUGGAGUAUUAUUUUACUUUAUUCUUGCUAACACACUGUUCGUUCUAAACAAGUAUGCUCUGAGCUUGAAAGAUUGUGAUCAUGAAUAGAAUAUUUUAUAUGUAACGUAAAAAGCAGUACCGUAUUUCAAAGAACAAAGCGCACACCUUUUUCAAUUAACCACAGCCUUUGAGUUAUGACGCCAACCAAUAAGAUCCUUUCUCUUCAGUGUAAACGGAAGUGAACAGUUACCGAAAACAAUUACCACGAUAGCGUUUUUAGUAUUGUUAGACGUUUAUUAACACCUUGGAACUCAAAAUAUGCCUAACUGCACAGCAUUACAUACUUACCUCAGGUAGUGUUUAAUUCGCGUUGGAGACAAGACUUGGUUGAUAGAUGUUCUAGGUAACUCUAGCUAGCUGCUAACCUUAGCUAACAAUGGCUAACUGUAUGGUUUUUCACACUCAAAUAGCCUCGGUCAUGGAGGUGCUAGCGAAUGCCGCUGUGGCAGAGAUCUGUAAACUCGUAGAUGACGACUAUGCAGUAAUUCGUUUGGAAAUUACUCAAAGCCAGAAAGAAAACAGGGCUUUGCGGAGGAAACUACAGCUGGUGGCACGGGAGCGCGCAGAGAGGACCAUUCGUCCUAGAAGUGUCAAGAUCCUCGACCGAUACAGAGGAAUUGCAAGAGGUGAAGGACAUCUCACUGGAGGCCACAGGAGCGUUGUGAAGCCAGCCGGACACAAUACAUGGAGAGAUGACCGACCAAUCACUGUUGAUGAGGGGAGUGGAACCUCAACCCAGCACGUUAUCAUGAUUGAGUCUGAAGAUGCAGAAGCUGCAGGUCCUGGAGGAUCGUCUCUGGUCAAGCAGGAGAGGACUAAAGGAGAGGAGGACCCACGACACAACAGAGACAUCCAGACUGGAGCAGCGUCUGGAGUGGCGCCCCCUGUAGCCACGGAGGACCUAUCCACCACCACCCAGCCCAGGACCCGACACAGCAUCGCGGAGGUCAGUGGAAAGCCGAACGCCGUCCUCAAGACAGAGACGGACACAGAGACUUUAACUGUAACACAAAGGCUCUUACACACAGGAUCUGACCUCAAAUCAGACCCAGAGAUACUGGGGCUGGGGAGACUGGGCUGUCCUCCUGCUCCCGACUCAGAUUAUUUACUUUACGGUGACUCGAGGACGGUUCAUUCCCAUCUGGACUUAGGUGACCCAGUAGAGACUGGCAAUGAUCUGUCUUGUUCUUACACUACAGAGAUGGACCCUGGCAACAUGCCCUUGGGUUUAGAGAUACAGACUGAUCUGUCUAGAGGGGACUGGAACCGGUACAGUAGUAGUGUAUACUCUGAAGGGUGCCUAGAUGAGAAAGGGGAGGGUCUGGUCGUAGAUGAAGUGACUGUGAAAGUGGAGGGCGACGUUCCUCCCAUAUGGAAUGAUAAUCACCUAGGAGACGGAUACUCACAGGGCAGAGAUUUCUUAGAUUACAGGAAAAGCUUAGAGACAAAUCCAAAUGUUGCGACCCACUCCCCUUUACACACGCUCAGGGAUCGCGACCUAGUGUCCACGUCGAUGGGGCCUUCUGAUUCACACGGCCGUGUCCUUUUCGAUCAGGUAUUGAACUCAAACAACAGGGCUAGAGCCCAGGCUCAGGGAGAGGGAGCCACAUCAGGCAAUAGUAAAAAGAAACGGUUCUUCUGCAUGUUCUGUAACAAAGGCUUCAGCUGCCCCCAGAAGGUGGAGAUCCACCAGAGGGUCCACACAGGGGUGAAACCUUUCAGCUGUACCCAGUGUCACAUGCGCUUCGCAGAGGCUGGCACACUGAAGAGGCACCAGAGGGUCCACACGGGGGAGAAACCGUUCGUCUGCCACCUGUGCCGGGCCAGUUUCUCACACUCGUUCAACCUGAAGAGGCACCAGAGGGUCCACACAGGGGAGAACUCUACAGUUGCCCCAGUGUGAGAAGAGGUUCUCCCACCAGCACCAUCUGAAGACGCACCUGAAGAUCCACACGGGAGAGAGGCCAUUCGCCUGUACGCACUGCGGGAAGAGGUUCUCAGAGAGGAGCUACCUCAGGACACACCAACAGAAAAAUCAUUCCACUCUAUAACAUAGAAAGUAACCUUUCUACUCGACAUUUACAUCAAACCCUGCAUUAAAGACAAAGAUGAAUUUUCAUUGUUGUCAACAAAAAAGAUCCACGGAUGCAUUUGGAUUAACGAGAGUAACAGAUUUCAGUGUUGAAUAUAUCUGAGUAGAAUAUUUCAUCCAGAUAUUGCGUGAUAUAAAAGUCCCCUGUAGCUCAGUUGGUAAAGCAUGGCGCUUGCAACGCCAGGGUUGUGGGUUCGUUUCCCCCACGGGG
Molecule: messenger RNA, 2546 nt
Organism: Coregonus clupeaformis (lake whitefish)
Lineage: Eukaryota; Metazoa; Chordata; Actinopteri; Salmoniformes; Salmonidae
Product: zinc finger protein 454-like
Exons: 3
Coding region: 620-2146 (508 amino acids)
Cellular component (GO): nucleus
Source: RefSeq, a predicted model, not a curated record